AUUUUAUUAAAAAUGAGUAAAGAUGUCAAAGAUUUAGAGGAUGAGCUUCUAGGAGAAAAUGAAUAUGAGAGAGAAAUUAGAGCAAAAUAUGAUAAUAGAUUAUAUACCAGUAAUUACCUUCAGAAUAAGACACAAACCAAAAAGGCAUCUUUUGGGCUUCCAACAUUCAGCUCCUCAAAUGAAAGCUCAAUCCAGAAGGAUGUUUUGAAGAUGUACCUUAACAGACUUUGAUGAUUCCUACUUCCUAUCGGAGUGACAGGGCUAAGUGCCACUUUCACUUAUCCAAUAGCAGUAAGAUUGGUAAAGUCUUUAUUCAAAAUUAGAGACUUUUAUGCAAUUCACUUAGCAAUCUCUCCAAUAAUGGUGUUUAUAAACAUAAAUGUGUUUGGAACUCUUCGAGGAAUAAUGAACGUUAAAAUAAAAGAAGCUGAAUAUGAGGAAUAUAAGCAAGAAGUUCAGCAAUACAAAGAUCAGAAUAAAGACCACCUUAUUGAUCACUUUGGAAAGACAUAUAAUCAGAUAAGGGAUAAAUAUUUAGAAAAAGAGUAUGUAGACACUUAUCAAUAUAACAAAAUCAAUCCCCUGAAUCUUGGAAAAGAAGUGCAUACAAAUAAGAAAUAUAAGAAAGCAGAUUUUUCUUUUGAAUAUGACCAAGAUAGAGUUUAAGAUUUAUUGCAUGAUUUAUUAUUUACAGCCACGAAAUUCA
Molecule: messenger RNA, 706 nt
Organism: Moneuplotes crassus
Lineage: Eukaryota; Ciliophora; Spirotrichea; Euplotida; Euplotidae
Source: the annotation of a GenBank genome assembly